AUGAAGUCCUUAAUAAUUCUCACGUUUCUUGCAGUAGCCUUUUGUCUGCCGACAGAUUGGCCAAAUCCUGAUGAACUGGUAUAUAAACUAGGAGAAGAGGAAUUUGAAGAUUACUUAGAAGAAUGGAUUUCAAGGGAGGAACAAAAGUGGGUCAAUACGUCCCUCGCAACUUCUACAAGUGCUCGUAGUGGAUGUACAUUUAACGUACGAGGCGAUUUUUCAAGUCCACAACCAGUGUUUAUUCAUAGAUGGAUGAACAACUAUUUAGCUGCCUAUGGCAAUUCCGGUCAAGUAAGACUCAACUCUGGCGAUGAAAUUAUAGUCGCAUGUACCGGAUCUGGGAGACAAAUUCGUCACCCCAAUAUCGCGUCCAACGUUGCAGUAGCAACUGCAAGGUGUGUUAACAGCAACCUUAUAUCUGGAUCCGGUUGGUUGAACGGAAAUCGACAACUUAGACAGCUGACGUGCAAUAAUGAUGCUAUUCACGAAGCUGUCCAGACAAACGAGAGAUGCUAUGGCAAUAAUGUUGUCAUCAGUGUCGGAUUUAGGACAGGCGUCAAUCGUCCUAAUUGGAUAGCUGGAAAUUUCUUCCCCGGAAUCAACGUUAACAAUCUGUACACUCAAAACCGUCAACGAGAGGCUAUAGGAAGGGCAGUUGGUACAAACAUGGUCGGAAGAUACGUCACUAGUCAACAGUUUUUGUCUCGUGGCCAUCUUGUAGCCAAGAGUGAUCAAGUGUUUGCAACUGGACAGCGCUCCACUUUCUACUUUAUCAAUGCUGCUCCACAAUGGCAACCAUUUAACGGCGGCAACUGGAAUAACCUUGAAAUUAACCUACGAGAUCGUAUCGCCAGAGCGGGAUACCAAACAACAGUCUAUACGGGCACUUUCGGCGUUACACAAUUGCGGAACUCUGGUGGACAAUAUGUCGACAUCUAUCUUGACAAUACUGGUAACAAUCGCAGAAUCCCUGUCCCUCAAUACUUCUACAAGGUGGCAUACGACGCAAACAGGCGUUUGGGUACCGCUUUUAUUAGUAUUAACAACCCAUACUAUUCAUUGGCUGAAGUACGAUCUCUGCAAUUCUGUACGGACAGGUGUCGUAACAACAAUGCUUUUAGCUGGCUCAGAUGGCAACCAGACCGCAUUGACUUAGGUUACAGCUUUUGCUGCACCAUAGAUGAGUUUAGACGACGCAUACCCCAUCUACCAAACUUCCAAGUCAAUGGUUUGCUUACAUAA
Messenger RNA from Leptosia nina, 1242 nucleotides. Lineage: Eukaryota; Metazoa; Arthropoda; Insecta; Lepidoptera; Pieridae. The record is from the annotation of a GenBank genome assembly.